GUUAGUUUGACAGUGGUGCGUAGAGUUGUGGAUAAUGUAGUUGUUCAUAUGUUUUAGUUGUCCCACGCAAAUAUUAGAAAUGUGUUGUUCCGAUCAGAUGAUCUGUCAUUGUACCAAUGAUAGAGUUCAUUAAUAAUAGGUUCGCACCACAUCCAGAAAUGAACGAAAAAUUAGAAGAAUUAUGGUCAUUUAAUUGGUCUCCUACCCUGUGCACCAUUUGCACAUUUUUGAACUUCUGUUAAUAAUUACUGACUUUAACAGAUAUUGCCUUCUGAUUUGGUUCCAAGCAAGUGAGAUGAUGGAUGUUAUAUUUCGAACACAAGGCCGCUUGGAUAACAAGUGGCUUAAAACUGACCUACAACAAGCAUUUACUCCCGAAGGUCUCUCCCAGCUGUGGAAUGAGCUCAUUAAGGAUGGUGAGGUGGCUGGCUCUUUCAGUGAUGGACUGCUCAACUCUGUUGGUGUCAUGGCUAGAAAAGGUGAGAGUGGUCAUUAUUAUUGUGGUUUGCGAGUGCUUACUUGUGCUUGCUGUGAUGGUGUUUGUGGACCUCAAAGUGGAUGUAACUGUGGAGCUUGCCAACAACUUGAUCAAGAAAUGGCAUCUCUUGAAGAAAACAAGCUCUCAGAACCACCUCCAUCCCAGCCACAGCUUGACAGAUGGGUGUGGGGUCCUCAGCCAAAAACAGAACAGCUCUACAGCUGCUUAGAAUCCUUAAUAUUUGAGCAGAAAAGGCUUUGUCACGAGGCUGCCAGCAGUACCCUUUCCGCUGUCAGAUUAAGACAAAGGCUAAUGGUGGCUAAGAGGUACUUUGUAGCUCUCACAAGACAUAGUCCAUCAGAAAACAUGAGACCUGUACACAAAGGAGUGUCACAUGGACUGAAAAAGGAUGUACGUUCCAGGACUGGAGAAAAGGCAACUAUAAGCUUGGCAAGGGUUGGUUCCAGAGCUGCACUUAACUUUUCUUUUGCAUUUCUAAGAAGAGCAUGGAGAUCAGGUGAAGAAGCUGAUGUCUGCAGCGAGUUAUUGAGUGAAUCUCUUGAGGCUCUUCAGUCCUUAUCUGAAGCUACCCUGUUUGAUGAAAGUUCAGUUUCACCAGUAUGGUUAGAAGUUCUGGAGUUGUCAGCAAAGUUUUUGCGUCAAGUUGUUCUUGGAGAUAUGAACAGAGGCCGUGGUUGGGAUGUAGUUCCCCUUGCAGACCGUCACACAGCUCUUGGUUUACUUUUGGAAUUAGCUAUUCAGAGAGGAACAUUAAGUUAUAUGUUAGAUGCUAUAUUGUUAUUGCUGCAUCUGUGGGAAAAGGGAAAAUAUCAGGAUGAUAAUAGGGCAGUAUCUUCAGGGACAAGUGCACCCUUAGUUCCUCUACUUCGAAGAUUUGAAUCCAUACCUUCUAAACCUACUUCAAAAGCAGUCUCCUGGGACGAAAAUUUACAGGCAGGAGUGAGUCCAACUGAAUGUUUCUUACGGUACUUGGACAUACCAGAUGACGAUGAUUGCGCAUUAGUCGAUUUGAAAUUAAUUGCUGUUGCUCUAGUGGCUCAUUUGGACCGUCUUGCAUCUCCGUAUAUUCCACCAGCAAGCUUUACAAAGAAUAUGGGACAGUAUCAAGAAGUUCUAGCCUGGGGUUGGCUUGCAUGGGGCAGCGGUAGUGGCACAGCUAUGUCUCCCCAUUGCUGCCAGUGUAUUGGAGAACUAGGAGUGGUUCAGAUUUCAUGUGCUGAACGUUGCAUGCAUAUCCUUGCUAAUACAGGCAAGGUUUAUGUCCUGCAUUACAGUUCUGAAACUCAGUGCCCCCAGUUGGUUGAUGGAUUUGGAGAAAAGGACAUAAUGAAAUUGGCUGCUCAUCCAGAUGGGAAACAUUUUUUAUCUUUGACAAGUGACGGGAAUGUCUAUGCAUGGGGUUGUGGUGAUGAUGGACGCCUAGGUCUUGGUGAUACUAAUUCGAGAGAUGACCCAACAUUGAUCCAGGCACUUGUUGGCAAAACUGUUAUACAUAUUGCUUGUGGCAGCACAUACAGUGCUGCCAUUACUGUUGCUGGUGAACUGUACACAUGGGGAAGGGGAAAUUAUGGUCGACUUGGCCACGGUAGCUGUGAAGACCAGAAUGUACCAACAUUAGUAGCUGGCCUUAAAGGUCAUUAUGUUGUUGAUGUUGCGUGUGGCAGUGGAGAUGCACAAACACUUGCUGUUACGGACAAUGGCCUGGUGUUUUCCUGGGGUGAUGGUGAUUAUGGAAAAUUGGGGCGUGGUGGGAGUGAUGGCUCAAAGCUUCCAAAGCUUGUUGACAAGCUUCAAGAUGUUGAUGUUGUUAAAGUUUGUUGUGGUGCACAGUGUAGUCUUGCACUUACCAGAAGUGGAGCAGUUUACUCUUGGGGAAAAGGUGACACUUAUCGUCUGGGACAUGCCUCAGAAGAACAUAUUCGCUUUCCAAAAAUUGUGGAGGCACUGAAAGGGAAACGUGUGAUGUCACUUGCUGUUGGUGCAGGUCAUGUAUUAGCAUUGACAGAUGAGGGAGAAGUAUAUGGUUGGGGAAGAAAUGAUUAUGGUCAAGUUGAGGAGACGAAUGGAACAAGUAUUCUUGAACCAAUGCUUGUGACAUCCCUUCAAGGAAGAUCAAUUGUUGGCAUUGCUUGUGGCCCAAUACAGAGUUUUGCCUGGAGCAGUAGCAGUAACUGGACUGUUGGUGUAAGAGUUGAAUUUGUUGUGGACAUUUGUGAGGACACAUUCAAAAUGCUAGACCAACUUCUUGGUCUUGUUUGUGAUGGUAUGGCUGGAAAUAUUGAUUGGCCACCAUCACAUGAUAAAGAGUGCAUGGCUGUAGCCUGCUUAAAUCUCCUACGAUUACAGUUACAUGUGCUAAUUGGGCACAAUAUGGAUGUGGCAAGUGUUGGUCUUACAUCAGGAAGCAGUCUCUUAAUAAACUUGAAAGAGAAAGUGGUUCAGUUGGCUAGUAAUCGUGGAGUGCUGGGUUCUGUUCAGGCUGCAGCCCAGGCUGCAUUGCAAGUUGGCUGGAGUGCACUCCUUCCAACGGCUGAUGAAAGGGCCCGCACCCUUUCAUCACUGCUGCCUAAUUCAGUAACUGAUCCUUCUGAUACAAGCCCAGGUCAUCGCUUCAUGACAGAUCUUCUAGUAUCAAGCCUGAUGGCAGAUGGAGGACUUGAAACAGCUCUGAAAGCAGCAUUCAAAGCUGAAUUAAGUGAAGAACCAGAUGUAGAUAAACAAAAGUCACUUAUGUCAGAACAAGCUCUUGUUGAGGCUAGAUGCAAACAAGCAAAAGAUGCAGCACUGCAUGAGAAACAUAGUUCUGCUGUUCCCUUGCUGCAUCUCAUCAAAUUGCUGUUAAGAAAUGGAUCCUCAGCUACACAACUAAAACUGAAUUCACUGAACACAUUCACAUCUUCGUCCAGGAGUGAGUCAAGAGAGAAACAUGAGAGAUCACCUAGCCUGAAUUUGCUCUUGCGUUUUCAGAGGCUGCUGAUAUCUCAUAUUUAUUGCAGUAGUCAAGGAAAAUCUUUGAAUGAUGACCCAGAUACAGAUGUUUUGGGUGCUGAGUCUUUACUUUCAAAAUAUCUAUCUAUCUUGUGCAACCAUGUGAAUGACAUUCUUCCUUUGGCAUCAAGUUUGACAUCAAACAAUAAUAAACAUUUUCCACACAUAGCAUCUAUUCUAAAGGGUGACUUUGUUGAUGUUCUUCUUCCGGAGCUUCUGGUGUGCCUUAUCCUCCUCGAACUGGAAAUGCCAUUGCUUCUUCUGCAUGUAAACUGGACACAGACAUUAAUACCAUUACUAGAUACACUUGAUAAAUUUAAUCGGUUUACACCUGGGUUUGAUAAAGAAGAUGGAGAAGAUCUGUCCUGGCCAGGAAUAAUUGUUCCAGAAAAUUCUCUUACUGCACAGAGAUGUCAUGAGGAUCUAGCUCUUAUCAGAAAAGCUGACUUGGAAAACCAUAAUCGUGAUGGUGGCUUAUGGAUUGUCAUUGACAAAAAAGUGUAUGAUAUUCAGGAUUUUGGGUCUCUCUCUCAGUGUGGAAGCAACUUAUUUACAAAAUAUUCUGGCCGUGAUAUUACUCAAGCAAUUGAUUCAGUGUGUCAUUCGCAGUCAGCUAAGGAAGCCAUUUCAUCCUUCCUAAUUGGUUAUUACAUGGAACCUGACCAGGAGUUACUGCAGGUUUCUGACAUAAAUAAUGUUGUUUUACCAUUGAUGGAUGUAGAAAGAAGCGUCGGGUAUAUCCUCGGUCUUCAUGCCCACAGACUUUUCUUAAGCACACCACUGCAACCUGCAGAAGAUGAUGCUCAACGAUGGCUUAAUGCACCCUUUUUGAGAGCAGGACCGCAGGAUUUGCGUCCUUCUAAUCCAUAUGAGGAAGAAAAAGGAGAAGCGAGAAGCACUAGUUCUACAACUGUGACAACUCCCACAGAGUCUCAUAAUGUUUAUUGUGGGCUGCCACAUCACAAUAAAGAUCGAGCUUCUCACUUCCUACAAGCUCUUACAGAGAACAAACUCACGGAUCCUUAUGUGCAGACAUUUUUGGCCAUUGUGGAAUGUCAUUGUAAAAUUCAUCACCUCAUGAGUCAUGGUGAAUUUUCUCCAGAGCAUCCAGUGGAAGAAGUUGGAAGACUGCUGAUGGCAGUUCUAAUCAAGCAUCUGGGCAUCGAAUGUCAAGUUAUUGAUCUUAUAGAACAAGAUAUUGUGGGUGGCAGUGUACCUGUUCGGAUACCAAAGCAAAUUACAGAAAUGAUACGAACUGUUCACCAGACGAAAUGGAGUCUCAUCAAGAGGAGGCAAGAACUGAAUCGUUCCUACAAAGAAGUUUGCAUUCCUGUCCUGGAUAAAUGCAGAUUUUUGCUGCACGAAGUACGGGCUGCCAACAGCUAUGAAGUAACUAGUCUGUAUAAUCUUCAGCAUUUAUACACUGUACCAAGAUGGAAGAAAAUGGUAAAAAGAAUUAUUUCUGACCUUAGGAGAAAUAAACACAUGCCAAGUGCAAAACCGGAAGAUAUCUUGAAUGCAAGUAUACAGAGCCAAGGCAUGGAAGCGAAAUACAAAAGCAUUGACAACAGUGCAGAUACAAAUUUUAGCGCAGGAGAUGAAAAGAAAGACGAAGAUGUUGACAUUAUUGACUUGUGGGAGAAUUGUAAAAAUGCCUCUGCAAAGAAAACAGACAAACAACACACACUGCCCCAUUCUUCCAAAGCCACAAAACUUUCAAAAGCCAUAACAGAAUUCAUGUUGCAAGAGGAAGGCACAGAUGUGGAAACUCUGCGGAAAGCUCUGUUUUGCCAGGUCCAACGUGCAAGAAUGAGAACUAAAGGAAUUGAAAUGAUGUAUGAGCUGUUGAAAAGAGAUUAUUUAAUUCCUUCUGUCAAGUAUGCAAUGCUAAAUGGAUGGUUAGGCCUUUCAUAUAACAAGAAACGUCCCAGGGAUGAGCUUUCUCACUCCUUGCAUAACAUUCAACUUAUUUCACCACACCAGAAAAUGGAGAUACUGCAGGCUCAGUCAAAAAUAACAUCAUGGGCUGUGGCAGCUCUGCGUGAGCAUGUUCUCCUUGCUGAGCAGCCGCGACGUACAAACAAAUUCAAAGACAAGGGUACUUUAAAUGAAGGUCUAAGUAACUGGCUUCGCAAAGUCCCCUGGGCUAGGUUUUUGCUCACUGUUCUGGGUGUUCUAACUGGAAACCAUCAAGGAAAUGAAGUUAGUUUAAUUAUUAAUUCAGGGGUUCUGGCACUUCUUCAAGCAUUGCUGCGGCAGAUAGGCCCAGAAGUUCUCAAAAGUUACACAGAAGAAAGAGGGAGAGAUGUUUGUGCUGUUUUUGAAGAUGAUGUGCAGAAGUCAUCUGCUCCAUCUGUGGUCCUUAGUGGGCCAGAAUUAGCUAGUAUGAUGAAAGUUGGAACCAGAGUGGUUAGAGGAGUUGAUUGGAAAUGGGGUGACCAGGAUGGUCCUCCUCCAGGUGAAGGCCGAGUGAUAGGAGAACUUGGGGAAGAUGGGUGGAUUAGAGUUCAAUGGGAUAAUGGGUCUACUAAUUCUUAUCGUAUGGGAAAAGAAGGCAGAUAUGACCUGAAAUUAGCAGACCCUCCAACACCAGUUGAUACAGAAAGUGAUACAGAAACAAGUGAAGAUGCAUGCAAAACAGUAUUGAGGGUAACUGGCAAGGCAAUACAACCAACAAGACUUUUGAAGCAAGCAACCAUAACUCUGCUUAGAACAGUAGCAAUUUCUUGUGGAAUUGAAGGAAAUAAUGUGCAAGAAUCUGCAACCAGAAUACUGGCUUCUCUUUUGAGGGACAUUGUACUGCUUGGCAACAGAAUGUCAGAGACACCAACACAGCCUCAGCUCCUCGCUGUCACGCAUUACUCGGAAUGGGCAUCAUUGGGUUUCGUUCGUGCUAUUGCAGUGUCAAAUUCCAUGUGCUUAGCUCUCAGCUCACCACCUUGGAUAAGCCUUCUGCUGUCCAUAGCAGGAGCGCAGGACAGAAGCAUCACCGUGACUUUGCAUAAACAGAUCCUAGCCUUAAGAACACUUCAAGCUGUAUUACCUGCAUGGGAUACCACCAUUCCACAGAAAAAAGCAGCAGUGCUUGACAAAUUAUUCCGCCUGUUGGGUUCUACUGCUCUUCUGUGUCCAAAAGAUCCUGUUCUUCAGGACAUUGAGUCUGGACGUGGAACCCAACAAACCAAAAUAAGAGUUCCAUUGACUGCAUCUUAUUCAAGCACAGUUGCUGAAGAGUGCAUAUUACUACUUCGUAUGUUGCAUGGUCUGCCACAGUGGAAUCAGUCAGUGAACAACAUGCUUUUGAACAAGUUGACAGUUGCAGGGGAGAUGCUUACAGAAGGCACACUUUUCCAUUAUCAGGUUAACGAUGGUACGAAAUCAGAAUCCUGCAACAGUGCACAGCUGUCUGCAAUGUCAUCACUUUCUGUUGUCGGUGGAAUUGAUAAACGGGCAAGGAUAGGAGGCCAAGUAACGGUGGAAGGUGUUGGACAAGGUACCCUUUGCCAGAUUAGUCAACAUAGUAAACUGAUUAUCCAGUUGCGAGAAAGUGGUGAACUGAAAAAAUUUUCUCUGGCAAAUGUCUCACCUAGGCCAGUAAUGGCAUUCUCUAUGGAUAAAGUGAUGACUACAGAAGAAAUAUUUAAAAUGUGGGCCAAACUUUUUACACUGACUGCUUGCCAAAAUGACAAAACAAAAUUUAUCUUAAUUUCUCUAGAAUCACUGGAAGUUGGUUUGCUGAGGACACAACAGCUCCAGCUGGCAGCCCUCAAUGCUUGUGCAGAGUUGUUCAGGCAUCAGACGUUGUUACGCCGUGCUUUAAAACACCAUUCUUUAGAAACGUCUUGUCUUGAGGCCUUAAAUGAAGAGGAAGAUAUUGAUUUUGACAUUGACCCAGAUGCAGAAACUCUUCUAAUUCAAAAACUCAUAGUUAAAGCUACACAGCCAUCACCUGUGAAAGCUUCCUAUACAAAAUCAGAUUUACAGAUAGCUGCUUUGAAUGUGAGUCAGUUCCUGGCCAAUGAGGCAGAAAAACAUAUACGAAAUCCAUGUGACAGCAUUAGUACGAGGAAUGAAACUGCAAGUAAUAAAGUUGCUUCAAAGAAAGUCCAUCUACCUUCUCCUUCUCUGUCACCAACUGUUGGACAGCUUACAGAAAUGGGUUUUCCCAGACGGAAUGUUGAAUGUGCUAUAAAGGCAUUAGGUUUGACCAGUGAAGUCCCUCCAAGUCCUGAAACAGUUGUUGGCUGGCUUCUUGAACAUCCAUCUCACACAUUGGUUGAAUCGGAUUCUGACUCUUCUUUUAAUGAGAUGUCAUCAGAUUCUGACACUGCAUCAGAAAAUUUAGGAUCAGGUGUGGUGUCUGGUGCACCAGAUGUUACAUCAACAACUGGCUAUAAUCAACGAGCAGAUUUUCUAACAAAUGAUGAGUAUGCCAUGUAUGUACGUGAUAACAUAACAGAAGGCAUGCUUGUGCGUUGCUGUAAAAGUUAUGAGGAGGUCCAUGAAGGUGAUGUGGGGACUGUUUUGAAGGUAGCAUAUGAUGGCCUUCAUGAUUUAAAUGUUCAGGUUGAUUGGCAAAAUAUGGGAAGCCCAUACUGGGUUCGUUUUAUACACGUGGAACUUAUAGGAUUUCUUCCAUUCCUAUCUCCACCUCCACCAGUGAAAGUUGGGGAUAGAGUUAAAGUCAAGCAGUCUGUCAGGACUCCAAAGUAUAAAUGGGGGUCAGUGACUCAUGGCUCAGUUGGAAUUGUCACAAGUGUUAGUAGUAAUGGAAGAGAAAUCAGUGUUGACUUUCCACAACAAAGCGACUGGACGGGUGUUAUAUCAGAGAUGGAAGUUGUUUCAAGCAGUCACCCAACUGUAUCAUGUGAUAACUGCCGAGCUUUUCCGAUCACUGGCCAUCGUUACAAGUGCAAGACUUGUGAACAUUUUAAUUAUUGUGAAAAUUGUUUCUUCACAAAGAGAGGUCAUCGCCAUUUCUUCAAUUGCAUCUAUGAACCUGGGAGUGCUCCAAUAUUUGCUGGAAAACCUGGUAAAUAUUAUCAUCGUGAUGAAAUUUUAAACCCUGGCCUUGUUCAGGAUUGGGCUCAUUGUAUAAAGACUCUGAAAGUAUCUUCAAGAGAGGCAUGCGCACGUCAUCUUGUGGAUGGCUCUGAUAAUUAUUGGCAGAGCUGUGGAUCUCAGGGAAAGCACUGGAUCAGGUUAGAAAUGCAACCCAAUAUUUUAAUUGAGUCGUUGAAAAUGGUGGUGGAAAUGGCUGACAAAAGCUAUAUGCCUUCAUUGGUUGUAGUGUCAGGAGGAGAUACCUUCUUGUCCAUGACAGAGCUAAAUACAGUGAAUAUUCGUAACACAGAUAGAAUUGUUACUUUGUUGUCUCACUUGAAAGUUUAUUAUGCAUGCAUUGAAAUAGCAGUCAAACAGUGCAGAAAUGGUGGCAUUGAUUGCAAAAUUCAUGCAUUAAAUAUCAUUGGUAAAAGGGCUUCAUCUAAAGGAAGUUCAACCAAAUCAAGAAGUAUGUCUUUCCUUGUAUCAGACAGUGAAGAAUUCCAGGAUUCUAGAACCUUUACAGGUAUAAACAGAAACCAGCAGGGCUACUCAUCUUCGGCUGACCUGCAAACAAAAGUUUAUGUUUGGGGCUUGAACGAUAAGGACCAGCUUGGUGGUCUUGCUGGUUCUAAAGUCAAACUGCCAACAUUCUCUGAAGCAUUGUCUUCUCUCAAACCAAUUCACAUUGCUGGUGGUUCAAAGUCGCUUUUUGUAGUUUCUCUAGAUGGCAAGUUAUAUGCAUGUGGUGAGGGUACAAAUGGCCGACUGGGAUUGGGACACACUGGCAAUGUGUCUUCACCACGCCUAGUUACAGGACUCAGCCAAUAUGUUAUCAAGAAGGUUGCUGUUCAUUCUGGCGGUAAACAUGCUAUGGCUCUCACUCUUGAUGGAAAGGUGUUCUCCUGGGGCGAAGGAGAAGAUGGCAAACUAGGACAUGGAAACAAACUGACAUUGGACAAACCUCAUCUCAUUAAAAGGUUGAAAUCAAAGAGAAUCCGUGAUAUAGCAUGUGGAAGCUCUCACAGUGCAGCGAUAACUUCAAAUGGAGAAUUGUAUACCUGGGGGUUAGGAGAAUAUGGUCGACUGGGACACGGAGAUAAUGUCACUCAGUUGAAACCAAAAGUGGUGUCAGCCCUCCUUGGACAUCAUAUUGUGCAGGUUGCCUGUGGAAGCAGAGAUGCACAAACAUUGGCUUUAUCUGAUGAAGGCCUUGUUUUUUCUUGGGGUGAUGGAGAUUUUGGAAAGCUUGGACGGGGUGGAAGUGAGGGGUGUAAUGUACCACGGAAUAUAGAGCGUUUAAAUAAUAUGGGUGUAAUACAAAUUGAAUGUGGUGCUCAAUUUUCCUUGGCAUUAUCAAAGUAUGGCCAGGUUUGGACCUGGGGUAAAGGUGAUUAUUAUCGCUUAGGUCAUGCUGUGGAACAGCAUGUCAGGAAACCUACAUUAGUGGAGGGCUUAAGAGGAAAAAAAAUUGUGCAUGUUGCUGUUGGAGCAUUGCAUUGCUUGGCAGUGACUGAUACCGGAGCUGUAUAUGCAUGGGGAGACAAUGAUCAUGGUCAGCAAGGUAACGGAACAACUGUAGUAAACAGGAAACCUGCAUUAGUUCAUGGUCUCGAAGACAUUCGUAUUAAUCGAGUUGCUUGCGGUUCUUCACAUUCUGUGGCUUGGACAACAUUUGAUACACAAGUUCCAGAUCUCCAUGAACCUGUUCUGUUUCUUUCAUCAAGUGAUCCGCUUGGAGCCUCCAUGCUUGGUCUCUUUGAAAGUACCACUGAAGAUAAAACUCAGUCAACACAGUCUCCUAAUGGUCAGUCAAAAACACCACAGACAUCAUUGUCCAACAUAAUAUUAUCACUUGGCUCCCGCUCAGCUAAACAACAAGCUCUACAGCAUGUUCUUAAUGCUCUCCACAUUCUUCAAGCUAGAGAUGCUGUUGUUGCUGCCCUGUCAAGCCACACAAACAUUUUAGGAUAUGGCUCACCUGGCAAUGUUGGUGAUGUGCAGACCCCAGAGACACCAGCAGAAGGAAUUGUGAGCCAGGUUUCACCAAAUAUUCAUUUUGAUGAUGGUGUGGAGAUAGCUCAAGGUGGAGGAGAAGCGCCAGCAUCUGUCACUGAAGCAGUUGGCUUUAGUUCUCACACAACACCAGAAAGUGAGCAAAGUCCUGUUGCUGCCUUUCCAUCACUUUCAGCAUCUGUCAGUGUUUCAUCAAGAGCCUCAAAGAUGUCUGCAAGUGCCAUGAGUGUAAUUGCUGUCACUAUGACAUCAAAUGCCCAGGUUGUUGGCCAUACAGAAGAGGAAGAAGGUGGACGUCCACGUCUAGAUGAAUUUACUCGUCUCUUAGGACAGGAUGAUGCUCGUGUUCUUGUCGAUUUGCUGAAAUUAGCUGUUGCAGGGAGAGCAGGCCCCUCAGCAAAAGAAACAUUAUCAUCUGUGCUUGUUGCAAUGGGAUUGGCAUAUGCAGAUAUUUGUGACAUGCUACUGGAACUGUGUGUUACUGAAUUGGAAGAUGUAGCAAGUAACACAUUUUCAUUACAUAUGGCUCCAAAACCAGUUGUUCAAGAAAGCAGUCAUCCAUAUAUUGAUGAUGCUACACUUACAGGACAUGUAAAGAUACCAGGUGCCAAAGGCCUGCGUGUGGAAUUUGACAGAAAGUGUUCCACAGAAAGAAGACAUGAUCCUCUAACAAUAAUGGAUGGAACUGGAAAGACAGUUGCAGUACGCUCAGGACGCGAAUGGAGUGACUGGUCACCAGAAAUUAGAAUAACAGGUGAUGAACUUAGAUGGAAAUUCUCAAGUGAUGGCUCAGUCAAUGGUUGGGGAUGGAGAUUUACCGUGUACCCUGUUGUAUCAUAUGUUGGCCCCAGUGAAUUGGGCUCAGAUCGUGCAGUUCUUUCACAGCCGUCUGUGGAACUUGUUAUGUGCUUGCUGGAUGCGAGACUACUUAUGAACUCUGACCUCAAUCUUGUAACAAGAUUAGCAGCUGCAUUAGCAUCGUGUGCUCAACUUAGCACACUUUCUGCUUCGCAAAGAAUGUGGGCAUUGCAGCGUCUUCGCCGACUGCUGGUGACUCGAUUGGGACGAACUCUGGAUGUGGGAGCACUUUUAAGAGCUGAACAAGGACUUCUUGCAGAUUCUGCUCUACUGACUUUAGUACGGGGUCUUCCACAGGCACUUUUGAGACAAUAUGAAUAUGAAGAUCCAGCUGUUAGAGGUGGAAAGCACCUCAUGCACAGUGAUUUCUUUAAGGUGUUGGUUGCACUAGCAUGUGACCUGAAUCUGGAUUCUUUGCCUUGUUGCUCUGUGAAUCACAAAUGGUCAUGGUUUAGGCGAUACUGCAUGGCUUACAGAGUGGCUUCAGCACUUGUAAAUCGCACUUCUCUUCCUCAGAGCUUUUGUACAGAGGUGAGGAAAAAAAUCACAGAAAUACUUCCAGAUGGUGAUUCACAGGUUUGGGAACAUGAGAAUCAUGAAAUUUUCAAGCAAGAACAUGAUGAGCAAUUGCUACUGUGGUUGCACAGGAGACCUGAAGACUGGACACUCUCAUGCAGUGGUAGUGGGACAAUUUAUGGCUGGGGACAUAAUCAUCGAGGACAGCUUGGGGGCGUUGAAGGAGCAAAGGUGAAAUUACCUACACCAUGUGAGGCCUUAUCAGCACUUCGACCAGUUCAGCUUCUUGGUGGAGAACAGACACUUUUUGCUGUCACUGCAGAUGGGAAAGUACAUGCCACAGGCUAUGGUGCUGGUGGCAGAUUGGGAAUUGGUGGGACAGAUUCCGUAACAACUCCUACACUUCUUGAAUCUAUCCAACAUGUUUUUAUAAAAAAGGUAGCAGUUAACUCAGGUGGAAAGCACUGCCUUGCACUGUCAGCUGAAGGUGAAGUGUAUUCGUGGGGAGAAGGAGAUGAUGGAAAGCUUGGACAUGGUAACAGAAGCUCAUGUGAUCGACCAAGAGUGGUUGAAGCCUUGAGAGGGAAGGAAAUAGUAGAUAUAGCAUGUGGUGGGGCUCACUCUGCUGCUAUAACAAGUCGUCGUGAAGUGUACACGUGGGGGAAGGGCCGUUAUGGUCGCUUGGGUCAUGGAGACAGUGAAGACCAGCUAAAACCAAAAUUGGUUGAAUCUUUAGUGGGAUAUAAUGUCACUGACAUUGCUUGUGGUAGUGGUGAUGCACAGACACUUUGCAUAACUGAUGACGACAAUGUGUGGUCCUGGGGAGAUGGUGACUAUGGUAAACUCGGCCGUGGUGGUUCUGACGGCUGCAAGGUUCCCAUGAAGAUUGAAUCAUUGGCAGGUCUUGGGGUUAUUAAAGUGGAAUGUGGUUCACAGUUUUCUGUAGCUCUAACCCGUUCAGGGAGUGUUUACACAUGGGGGAAGGGAGAUUACCACCGUUUAGGUCAUGGGACUGAUGACCAUGUAAGAAGACCUCGAAAGGUUGCAUCACUACAGGGCAAGAAGAUAAUUUGUAUUGCAACAGGUUCAUUACACUGUGUUGCAUGUAGUGACCAAGGUGAAGUCUACACCUGGGGAGAUAAUGACGAGGGACAGCUGGGUGAUGGUACAACAAAUGCUAUCCAGAGGCCAAGACUUGUUGUCGCAUUGCAGGCAAAGAAGAUUACCCAGGUUGCUUGCGGAUCUGCACAUACUUUAGCUUGGAGUACAAACAAACCAGUUUCAGCCAGCCGACUUCCACAAGGAACACCACUGGAAUACGAUUUAGUGAGAGAUUUGCCACUUCCUGUGCUUCGGAACAGGCUUUUACUACUUCAUCAUUUCUCAGAAUUGUUUUGCCCUGUUGUUGCAAUGUUUCCUGUUGAUGGUGAAGGCAGUCUUGACAAACUAAGAGGAAUAUUAGUGUCUUCAACCAAAGAAGCAACAUUUAGAAAGGUUGUGCAAGCAACAAUGGUUCGAGACCGACAACAUGGUCCUGUUAUUGAACUGAAUCGUAUACAAGUAAAGAGAUCACGGAGUAAAGGUGGACUUGCAGGAACUGAUGGAAUAAAAUCUGUAUUUGGCCAGAUGGUAACAAAGAUGUCACUGUUGACACAAGAAGCAUUGUUCUUACCACACCGAGUGUGGAAAGUUAAAUUUGUUGGGGAAAGUGUAGAUGAUUGUGGAGGAGGCUACAGUGAAAGCAUUACUGAGAUGUGUGAAGAACUUCAAAAUGGGUGUCUUCCAUUAUUGAUUGUUACACCCAAUGGCCGAGAUGAUACAGGAACAAAUCGUGACUGUUUUCUCUUGAACCCUACCUUGAAAUCACCACUCCACAUGAAUAUGUUCAGAUUCCUGGGUAUUCUAAUGGGAAUUGCUAUCAGGACAGGUAGCCCCUUAAGCCUGAACCUUGCAGAAGCUGUAUGGAAGCAGUUAGCUGGAAUGACCUUAACACCAGCUGAUCUUACAGAGGUGGAUAGAGAUUAUGUCCCAGGAUUGCUUUGCAUACGAGAUAUGGAACCAGAUGCAAAAGUAUUUCAGACUUUAGAGAUGCCAUUUUCAACACCUUCAGCUUCAGGAAUUGAAAUUCCUCUUUCCACAAGAUACAAAAGAAUUAUGCCUGAAAAUCGACUGGAAUAUGUUCGCCUAGCACUCAAUUACAGAUUACACGAAUUUGAUGAGCAGGUAAAGGCUGUCCGUGAAGGAAUGGCAAAAGUAAUUCCUGUUCCAUUGUUGUCACUAUUCAGUGGUUAUGAGCUGGAAACUAUGGUCUGUGGUUCUCCUGACAUCCCUCUAACACUUCUGAAAUCUGUAGCUACUUACAAAGGUGAAGAUGCUAAUUCACUACUGAUACAGUGGUUCUGGGAGGUUAUGGAAGAAUUCACGAAUCAAGAACGCUCUCUUUUCUUACGUUUUGUUUGGGGUAGGACGAGGCUUCCUCGAACAAUUGCUGAUUUCAGAGGACGAGAUUUUGUGCUACAGGUUCUGGAUAAAUAUAAUCCACCAGACCAUUUUCUGCCAGAAAGCUACACCUGUUUCUUUCUGUUGAAAAUGCCUCGAUACUCAUGUAAGGCUGUGCUACGGGAAAAAUUAAAAUAUGCCAUCCAUUUCUGCAAAUCUAUAGACACUGAUGAAUAUGCAAGAGUCGCCAUGCCAAGCAGUGGUGCUGGCUCAAGUAAUUGUGACAGUGAUGAACUGGACAGCAUUGCAAGUGAUGGACCAGAGUCUGUAUGACCACAGAACUGUAGGCUGUAAUUAUGUUAUAUAUGUAAUUUUGUUAAAAGAAAUAGUUUGACAGCAAUGUGUCAUCUUCGUUUCCCUUUUUUUACAUGAUCAAAAGAUACAAAUAUUAUGUUUUAAAAAAAUUAUACUUAAAGCAGUACAAGGAUCUGUUAUUUCUGUACAGACACUGUACUGACUUUUUUCCUGUGAUAUAAUGUAUAAGCUUCAUGUUAUCUUUUUAUCUGUCAUCAUAUUUCAGUAAGUCUUUACUCUUGGUAUUUUUAUUUUCUUUUGCUUGAAAGUAUUGUUGUAUUUACAAGAACGCCAGUCAGUAUUAAACUUUAAAGGAUAUGUGAUCACCAUUUACCUCCAAAAAUAAGUAAAAACACCAGGUAGGGUUAGUGAAAAAGUGAAAUUUCAGAGCUUUGGAUUUUGUACAAGGGUUAUCAGAGAAAAGUUUAAAAGUACAAAAUUUCCUGCAUUGAGGCACAACUACAUUAGUGGUAUUACAUGAUAUGCAAGGAGUGACAAAUGGCUAUUGAGAGGCAGCACAGUUUGAAAAGGGUAUUCACCAGUCAUACAUUGUUUACCGUGAAUGUCAUCAUGAGUAGGAACCUUCAAGGAUAUGGGAUGAGCAAAAUUAUACAUAAAUUGGAAGAAGUUUCUCCUGCAGACUAUUUGGCAGACUGUGAAUUUAUGAGAAAAGCAUGAGAGUAUACAGUGAAGAGGUACUGUGUAUCUAGAAUAACCUAUAAAUGAAUAAUUUGAAAGAAAAUUAAAGACCAAAUAUGAUUGCUGAAACAGAGAGAAAGAAACAGGACCAAAAAUAAAGAGUGACAUACAAUCAGUAUAGCAAAUGACAAAAAAUAUUUGUGAAUGUUUGGAGGCUAACCAUAAACGAAUGAAAAGAAAAUGUAGACGAACUGGAGGAGGAGGAGCAGGAGAAGAAGAAGAAGAAGAAGAAGAAGAAGAAGAACACUGAUGAUUACUACACUACUGAUGAAAGAAAACAAGCUUAUAGUAAUACUACUACAGUUCAUUGACAUGUUAACUCCCUGUAAUUUAUCCUGCCAUCUAAGAUAUCCACUAUUUUAGUUGUGCCUCAGACCUUUCUUUUCAAGAAGUAAGAGUACCUCUUUUAAAAAGAAAGUGCAAAAUGUUUCCUUCAGUUUUAUGUACCCUACUCAUCACUGUUAUUAGCUUUUCAAGGCUAAUGGUGACCCAGCAUUCCUAGAAAGACAGGUAUCUCUGUUCACUUUCUUGUUUUCUAUCAGUAUUAAGUUGGACUAUUAAACUUCAGUUUUUUACGCUUGUACUAUACCAUUGUAAAUAUAUUUAAUGUUAAGUUAUGCACAUGUUCCUAAUUCUUAAUAUUUUUACCGUCUAUAAAUUUUGGAAUGUGAUAUCUUACAGGGUGAAAUUUAAUGCGAUUCUGGUAUAUGACUCUAAAAAUACAGACAAGGAAAACAAAAACAUGAGAUUCAUCAGUAUGUUGAAUGACAUUAUUUGUGUUAAUUAGAAAGAGGAUAAAGCAAUUUCUACAAAUUAAGUUCUGUGGAAUAAAUUGAUCAUUUUGUAAUGAGAUCAGUAAAAGCGCAUUACAGAAAAUAAAUCUUGUAAUAUUUGAGAUGUUUAGCUCCAAAGUAAGCAGUAUCCAUGAAUCUGCUCUAUGAGUCCACUUCAUGUGUGCUAGACAAUGGGUAACUACUUCUCAUAGGUAGAUUUCCACUGGAUAUUUUUUUGGUUUUUGCAAGAUGACCCAAGAAUACUUUCGUACUGUCUGAAUACUGCAAUAUAUCUUUGCAGUCUUUUGCCUGCCAUAAUGUGUGGUUUCUAAACAUUGCUAAUUAUUGAAAUGUUUUGUAAACCUAAAUAUACUUUCAGACAAUUGCAUUGCUGCAAGUAACUUUUGUCAUGUUUGUAAUGUGCAAUGAGCUUAGGGAUGUUCAUGACUUUACAGAGUAAUGACAAAUCAAUACCACAGUUUUACAGUUUAAACUGUUGAAAAUCUGUCCAUAAUU
Molecule: messenger RNA, 16701 nt
Organism: Schistocerca serialis cubense
Lineage: Eukaryota; Metazoa; Arthropoda; Insecta; Orthoptera; Acrididae
Gene: HERC2
Product: E3 ubiquitin-protein ligase HERC2
Exons: 84
Coding region: 296-14692 (4798 amino acids)
Biological process (GO): protein ubiquitination
Molecular function (GO): ubiquitin-protein transferase activity; zinc ion binding
Source: RefSeq, a predicted model, not a curated record